Molecule: messenger RNA, 1823 nt
Organism: Daphnia pulex (common water flea)
Lineage: Eukaryota; Metazoa; Arthropoda; Branchiopoda; Diplostraca; Daphniidae
Gene: Vsp37A
Product: vacuolar protein sorting-associated protein 37A-like
Exons: 7
Coding region: 666-1613 (315 amino acids)
Biological process (GO): protein targeting to membrane; protein targeting to vacuole; ubiquitin-dependent protein catabolic process via the multivesicular body sorting pathway
Cellular component (GO): ESCRT I complex
Source: RefSeq, a predicted model, not a curated record
GAAAACUACUUUAGAGAAAAACGAGAUGGAAGAAUCGCAACAAGCGGUCCCCAUAUUUCAAGCCCAGAGCCCUUUGUCAGAUCUUUGCAACAAACUUAGUAAACUUCACCUUCAAUCUCCCGAGGUAAAAGAUAAUGAAAACGAAGAAGAAUAUUUUACUCCGCCGUCGACUCCACCUGCUGUAUUUUAUGAAAUAUCACCCUUUUACAUUUUUGGGUCACAAGCCAGCAAAACUGAUGUUGAUGUCCUUCGAGUACUGGAAAACGUCGAAUUGGACUUUUUAAAGUAUCCGAAUAUAUCAAUGUGGAAAGAAAAUAUGCUACAAUACAAUGAAGAUUACCUCAACAUGUUGAAAACUCCGGCCAGAGUGAAUAUGAACAACUCUCUAAAAUCUCCGUUACCUGAUACUCACCCGCCAUCUCCGCGUAUAUCUUCCAUAACAAAGUGCUUAAAUUCCCCAAGAAAAACUCGAUGUGACCUUUCCGUAGGUCGCUCUCGCCUUUCGGAAAGAUUUGAAAAUGCCUAGCUACUCGCGCGCUUUCUUUCCUUAAUACCCACACUUACACGAUGUAAUAUAAGUUGCGCGGAAUUUUUUGGCAGAUUCCUGUAUAAACAUUGAACAAGUAUGUCUGCCACUGUCAUAAUAAGGUUAUGAUAAUGUCAAGAUGAAUCAAUCUACUGUGUAUCCAUUAAAUCCUUCAAUUGUGCAUUUGAAAAAAAAGAAGCAAAUUGAUUCUCUACGUGUUUUCAUAGAAGAUGUUCAAGAAAUUCAUCCAGGAGAAUAUCAUGUACUAUUCCAUUCGGGAAACCGGGAGCUGACAAUUAAAAUUCAACUCCCGCCAGACUUCCCAACUCAGAAGCCUUUGAUUUGGAUUAGUCCUGCAAUUCAGCAUAACUGGGUUACAGACAAUGGUCGAAUAAUGUCACCAGGGUUGGUGAAUUAUUCGGAACAUUCAGAUUUGGGUCAAAUUGUGAAUGCAAUAAUCAGAGAAUUGAAAAAGUUACCAGAAAUAAAGACUUUUCCAAAUGGUCAAAAUGGAGUAAGUAGUAACAGAGAAACAUUCCUAUCAGCUAGUCAAUUUAGUCAGCAGCAGUAUUUCCCAAUUCCUCCCUUCAUUCCUGAAUUGGAGAGUCUUUCAAGAAAUCAGAUAAAAAAUCUAAGUGAAAAUGAAGAUGUUUUGCAUCAGUUUGUUGAGGAACUUCCUCAAGCAGAAGCAGCAUCGAAAGAUGUACAAAACCACAUGGAUAAUGUUGAAAAGAUAGCAAGGUCUGUCAGUGAUUUGAAAGAAACAUGGAAUGUUAAACGACAGAAAAUACUGGAACAUUAUGAGAUGCUUAAUAAACUGAAACAAGAUUGGGAUUCUUUAAACACUCAGCAUCAUAACUUAUCCCAACGCUACAUACCCAACAAUAUUGAAGCAAGCCUAAAGCAAGCUGCAUCACUGGCAGAUGAAAAAAGCGAAGAAAUCGCAGAAGUGUUUCUUUCUGGUCAAAUGGAUGUUGAUGCAUUUUUGAGCUCAUAUACAGCAUCUAGGACGGAAAGCCAUAUUCGCAAAACAAAGGAAGAAAUUCUACAUAAACAGCUCCAAGAGCUUCAAAGAUUGGGAUACUAAAUGUAUGGAAUUCAUGACAUGCCUUCUCUUUAUGAUAUAUGUAAAUCUUCAGAUUGUGCUCUAAUUUUCUUAAAUAAAGAUAAUCUUAAUCCCUGAAAGUAGAUUCUUUUUAGGUCUGUCGACUGUUCAGGAGCAGUGACUCAUUUUUUCGAGAGCAAAAUUUAAAAAAAACUGUAUACAUCAAUUUCAAAAUACAUGUUUUUUAAAUCA